Scutellospora calospora is the source of this 134-nucleotide messenger RNA. The record is from the annotation of a GenBank genome assembly. Lineage: Eukaryota; Fungi; Glomeromycota; Glomeromycetes; Diversisporales; Gigasporaceae.
UAAUGUUACGGGAAUAUACAAUAUUGAAAUCCCCAGACUAAAAGAUAAUGAAAAGUUAAUAAAAGAUUUAUUCUUUAGGAACCUUGAAUGUGAUCGUAGUGAAGAAAAUGAUCAAGAUGAUAAAGAUAAGAAAU